AUGUCACAACUCCAAUACACACUGCAGCAAGCUGCGCAUAAAAAUACUCACUUGCUCGCGGAGCUGCGGCAAACUGAUCACGCUCCGUCCUCGCUCAAACAGAAUUCGGCCUAUAUAUCUGACCUCCAAUCUCAAAUUGCUACGACAGCCAAAGAGCUGCGGAGGUUGCAUACUAUAACGGAGGACGAACGAAAGGAUCACCUCAAAUACCGAGACAGCAGCUUCAAACGCUACCUCCACAAGGCGGGCGGCUCCAAAGGCCAAGAAAAGUUCACGUCCCGUCAGGAAAAGGAGGAAAAGGAGUUCCUCGAAGCCUGGCAAGCUGAACGUUCUGCCAGAGAGACCCAUGACGAGCUGGCUUCUGCGCUGCAACAAGCAGAAAGGGACAAAUCCAAUCUCGAAAACGCCACUAAACGCCACGACGCGGCGCAGAUCGAACUCGAUCAACUCUACCACUCCAUCUUCAGCGGUCCCACGCCCGACUUUCCUGGUGAAGAUGAUCUCGAACGUGCCGUGAGCGACUCCAAAGAAUCUUUCGAUAUUGCCAAUCGCCAAGCGACCACAGAUAAACUUGUGCUCGACAUCCUGGGCAAAGCCGAUUCUGCUCUCAAACAAGCUGGCAUGUCCAUGCAAGAUGCCCUGAGACGUUCGCAGAGGGAUAUGUUUCUGGGAGGUGGGAGUUUCACGGAUAUGAUGGAACGAGAUGCGUUGGCGCAGGCUCAGAAUUGGAUUCAUCAGACAUUGAGACAUAUGGGUGAGGCGAGGAGGAUGCAGCCACAAGUUCGAGAGUUGAAAGAUAUCAGUAUCGAUCAUGGUCACUUCUUCAGUGAUGUGCUGUUCGAUAAUAUCUUCACAGAUAUGGCACAACAUGAUCGCAUCCGAUCUAGCGAUGCUCAACUGGGUGCUGCAUAUCAGGACUUGCAGGGCCAGAUCCGGGAGCAGAAAAAUCGGUGUCUGACUGCAAAUCAGAACCUGAAACAGGCGGGUAAUGAUCUAGAAGCUGCGAGGAUAGAGUUGCAGAGAGUGAGAGGUGAGGCUUUUGAACGACUUGCAAGCGGAACUGCUACUGCACAGGAACCGCCGCCGCCACAGUACACUGCUUAG
Molecule: messenger RNA, 1104 nt
Organism: Sphaerulina musiva SO2202
Lineage: Eukaryota; Fungi; Ascomycota; Dothideomycetes; Mycosphaerellales; Mycosphaerellaceae
Exons: 4
Coding region: 1-1104 (367 amino acids)
Source: RefSeq, a predicted model, not a curated record